AUGGGUAUUCCACAAUCCAUCUCUCAAGAAGACGACUCUGAUUGUUCCAUAACACCUGCCACUUGUCGCGCUGCCGAACUUCAAGAUUACAACACUCUCCGAAACCCUUCACGAUUUCGAUUCGGAUCCAAUAAUUCUAACAACAAUAACAACAAUCAAAGAACCUCGUCUGAAAAAAAAGAAGCCAUCGAACGCGUUCGAGAUAAGCUCUUAAAUGCCUCUUCGAAAUGGCUUUCGAAUCCUUCUUCUUCUUCCUUUCAUUCUCCAAAGACAUUUGUUCCUUCUUCUCAACCACAAGAUUCACAACCUUCUCAACCAUCAAAUCGAAAAAAACUAUUGAAUGGAGUGACAACUAACACUCUUCGGAGACGUGCAGCUUCUUCUCCGGAGGAACGUGACAAAAUCAUUUCGACAUUGGCUUUGUUUUUAAGUGUUCGAGAGAGCAUGUUGAAAACGUAUUUGGCUUCCGAUUGGAUGUCUACUGUUUCCAUUAUUGAACGAAUGUUAGUUCCAUCGGAAUUUACACAAUUUAUUGAAUUGGCAGUUCAGGAAAUUGACGACCAUUUUGAUUUUUCCGAAUAUGGAGAUUCGAGAUCGACCGAGGACUCACCCGGAGGUCACAAACACAGUAGAAAACGACGAGGUGGAAUUUUAUCCUCUGUCUCUCAUCAUCAUCAUCGAAGACAUCAAAUUAACAAGAAGUCUGAUGUCAUGUCACCUGCCACAUCAUGUGCUCCUAAUUCUUCCAAAAUUGUAAAUUUAAAAUUAAUGAUAGUACCACCUCUCAAAUAUCACACACUCGUCGAAGCUUGUUUUCCAGUCAUUGAAACAUUUCUAUUGGAUCCUAUGGAAAUGACCAAUUGUUCAUUCGGAGUGGCACUUGUGGUCGAUCAUUGGUUUCUCUAUUUCGAACCUGAAACGAAUUUAAUCAUUCCGAAAAAACUCUUUUCGAGAGCAAAAGAUUUUGUCGAUCAGAACAUUCCUACCUUUUUACGAGUUCAACAAAAAGUUAAUCAAAUUGAGAAUUUAUUGGCGGCCUGUAUUUGUAAAUGGAAUUCUUCCAUGUAUUAUCAAGCAGCAAAAAUGGAAUUCCAUUCUUGUACGGAGAAUUCUCAAUGGAAUUCUUCAUCGCUUCAACCCUUCUCUUCCGAUACGAGAGUCUCGUGUUCUUCUCCUACCUUAUUGAUACCAUCGACGUCGUCUUCUUCAUCAUCAACCAUUUCAUCUCCAUCUUCCUCUUCAAUGAAAUAUUAUGGAAAUUCAAUGGAUUUUGUGGAAGACUUUUUUGUCAAUUAUUUGAAAUAUGAUUACACACAAGUACCUACCUUUAAUUAUUUGAAAUCCAUGAUGACCAAUAUUCGAGAAAUGGGAAGCAGUGAUUUAAUAUUUGAUUUCGACAGUGACCUUUCUAAAUUAAUAUACGAAACGUCCUCUAGUAAUCACAAUAAUAUGAACUCACAUAGUGAGAAUCGACAUCAUGAUUCCACAAUAACAACAACCACACAUAACGAUGAAGUCGAACGAAAGAAUUCCUCCUUGACUUUUUUGGAUUUUCAUGAUUUGGAAUUAUUUAUGGACGAUUUGUCAAUUUCCAUGCAAGAGCAACAAGAAGAGUUUCAUCUUCAGGAACAGGAAUGUGAAACUAAUGCUGUUGAUAAUCCGUUUGUUGCUUUGGAAAUUUUAAAGGCGGCGUUUGAAAUUCAAUAUCUUGAAGAAAAUGACGACCAUGACGGGGAAGGUUCUGUUGAUUUCUAA
Molecule: messenger RNA, 1755 nt
Organism: Naegleria fowleri
Lineage: Eukaryota; Heterolobosea; Eutetramitea; Acrasida; Naegleriidae
Exons: 1
Coding region: 1-1755 (584 amino acids)
Source: RefSeq, a predicted model, not a curated record